AUGUGUGACUGGAUCGUAUAUAUUAACUCAGACCUGUGCUCUGUUCCGUGGGUGGGCAGUGCGGCAGCAGCAGUGGCUCCUGUUUCUCCUCCUACCCUUGGUCAGUACCAUGUCCUCUACCGAGGGUGUAGAGAAACGCAGUUGGGCUGGCAUGGGGAGACAUACUGCCUGGUUGGUGGCUACCGGGCCUACGGGGAUGUUCCUCUGGCCACGCCAGCAAAGGUGGAAGCAGAGAAGCCAGUCCCUAGACGUGCUCCCAAGAGAAAGCACGCUCCGGAAGAGUCGCACAAAGAUCUGGGUUGCCCCAGACCCAAAAUCCGGCGAUUGGAGCACGGUGCCAGGAGGUAG
Balaenoptera ricei (Rice's whale) is the source of this 348-nucleotide messenger RNA. Its product is annotated as DPEP2 neighbor protein-like. NCBI's taxonomy places the organism in Eukaryota, Metazoa, Chordata, Mammalia, Artiodactyla, Balaenopteridae. The coding region runs from base 1 to 348 and encodes 115 amino acids. The record is from RefSeq and is a predicted model, not a curated record. The transcript is spliced from 2 exons.